Molecule: messenger RNA, 1037 nt
Organism: Scomber scombrus (Atlantic mackerel)
Lineage: Eukaryota; Metazoa; Chordata; Actinopteri; Scombriformes; Scombridae
Product: myeloblastin-like
Exons: 5
Coding region: 38-751 (237 amino acids)
Biological process (GO): proteolysis
Molecular function (GO): serine-type endopeptidase activity
Source: RefSeq, a predicted model, not a curated record
UAUAUUUGUCUUUCAGCUGCUCUCCCUCUCUGGGGCUAUGGAGAGCAGCAUUGUGGAUGGUAAGAAAGUAAAACCUCAUUCCAGACCCUACAUGGCAUCAGUGCAGGUCGAUGGAAGUCAUGAAUGUGGCGGGAUGCUUAUUCGGGAGGACUUUGUCCUAACUGCAGCACACUGCAAAAUGGGUGUCAGACCUCAGCAAAUCACAGUGGUACUUGGAGCACAUGACAUAACCAAGAAAGAGAAAAGUCAGCAAAGGAUUAAAGUGAAAUACCGUCCACAUCCGAAAUUCAUCGGAGGAUUUGAUUAUGACAUCAUGCUACUUGAGUUAAAAAAGAAUGCCACACUUAAUAAGUAUGUAAAGACCAUUGGACUACCUACGAAAGACAAGAAAAUUCCUGACAACACCAAGUGUGAUGUUGCUGGCUGGGGCCGAGAAGGAAAUAAGAAACUUCCGUCACACAUACUGAGGGAGGCCACGGAGAAGACACAAUCCAGUGUUGUGUGCACAAACCAAUAUAAAACAAAAAUCAUUGCUGAUCACAUGAUAUGCACCGCAAUUACCAAAAAGAAGGGAGGGGUUUGUAAGGGUGAUUCAGGUGGACCACUUAUCUGCAACACCAAGCUUCAGGGGAUAAUAGCUUUCACUACCAAUGAUUGUAAUGAUCACAAGUAUCCCCAUUUCUUCACUAAAGUCCACACUUUUCUACCGUGGAUAAAGAAAGUGAUGCAGGGAUCGGGGGAUGCAGCAUGAUCCAGAAUUGCUAUUCAGAGGCCAAGAAUACUGCCUUUUCUAUUCUUUAUUAUUACACAAACAUUUAGAACAUCAAUUAGUUAAAAGAAAUAUACAUAAAAAGUUUAUAUAUGUGGGUGCGCAGGUGGUCGAGUGGUUAGAGUGCAUGCCAUAUACGCAGUGGACCCCGGUUCGAAUCCCGAUCAGAGGUCCUUUGCUGCAUGUCACACCCCCCUCUCUCUACCAUGUUUCCUGUCAGUCUACUGCUAAAUAAAGGCCUCUAUGCCAACAAAAUCUUUAAAAAAAA